Schizophyllum commune H4-8 is the source of this 1123-nucleotide messenger RNA. RefSeq lists its product as uncharacterized. The record is from RefSeq and is a predicted model, not a curated record. Bases 10 to 876 code for a protein of 288 amino acids. NCBI's taxonomy places the organism in Eukaryota, Fungi, Basidiomycota, Agaricomycetes, Agaricales, Schizophyllaceae. The transcript is spliced from 5 exons.
GCCACACCGAUGCCCCGCUCCAAAGUGCCAGAGCAUGCGACGAAGCUCGCCAUCGACGACGCCACGAAGCGUAUCGUCGCGUACGACGCGCGCGGCGUCCACCUAGGUUUUGUCGAGCGCGAUACCUUUGUACAGACCAAGCGGCAAGCCACCGGCUCAUGCACCUCGUUGAGCGCUGAUGAUGUUCAGAAGCUUCCCGGCUGGGCCCAGCUCGAGCAGCAGGCGAACGACAAUUGGGGCACUGGCUCGCGCAAGAUCGUCACCAACGAUAAGGACUACCCCGACCGUCCCGCAGAGAUCUGCGUGGAGGACGCGAGCGAGAUCACCGUUGACGGCGACCCCGCGUGCACGACGCAGACGCAGUCGCUCGAUACGACCAUAACGGGGACGAACGGCACUGCGACAGUCAGCGAGACCACGGGCACGAAGUUCUCUUCGUCGCAGACCGUGUCAGAACAAUCCUCCAUCGCCAUCGGCGAGAAAUUCACCGGCGUUAAGGUCAAGAUACCCAAGAAGAUCUCCAACAUCACCUCGCCCACCUACGUCGAGGCGACCUUCACGAACACGCUCGCGACGACCGAGACGUCCGAGACGGACCAGCAGUCGACGCAGACCGUGUCCAUUGCGGUCGCGGAUGGCAAGACCUGCAAGGUCAACUUUGACGUGUCGACGUGCACGGCGCAGGGCUCCGGGCAGGUGCCGUUCGUGGCGACGGGGUGGGUGUGGUUCGAGUACGACGAUAAGACGGAGGGGCAUUAUAAGUGGGCUCUCAAGAUUGACGAUGUCCUUUCGAACAAGGAUGACCGCUCGACGUUUCUCAAAUUCGAUGCCCAGGUCAAGUCGGAUACGAACGGCGAGUACAAGGCGGAGUGCUGAGCCAGAUUUCAUCCCUGUCCAGGAUAGCAGCGCUCGCGCACGAGUAUUUAUCUUGCUAUUUAUCCGUACGCGUAUGCUGCUGGGGUCCGCAUAUACUCCUUCGAUUGGCGCAAACCUGUCUAUGCGUUGUCAUCCGGGCUAGUUGGCCAUCCUUUCAGUCUUUGGCACUGGCCCCUGGCGGAGGAUGUGACAACAUCGAGCCCAGAAGGGUGUUUGUGGAGGAGAGAUGUAUCCAUUGCUGUUCCAC